CAGUAGGAUAUUUCAACUAUAAAAGCUUUAGACAUUGUAGGUAUUGCAGUUCAGUUCUACCUUCAUUUUAUUUCAGUAAACAUAUUUUCAAAAGGAGGAAUCUGGUAGAGACUUCAAUGAAUUUCUUCAUCGGAUUGCUCAUCGCAGCCAUUGCGGCAACAGCAUCAGCUGUUUAUUACCCACCGUCAGUUCCUUCGUCAGAAGUUGAAGAGUCGCAUUAUGCAUACCAAUUGAAGAGUUUCCGGCAAGAACUGGACGAGUGCGCCGAGUACCUGCAAAUUUCGUCACAAUCCGUGGACAACCUUGUGGCCAGCAACUACGUAACGGAUGAUUCGAAUUUGAAGUGUUUAAUUCGAUGUGCCGGUAUUAACGCUGGAUGGUGGGGUGUUGGAGGUAAUUAUUCCGGACUGCACGCCCCUGUUAUCGAAAGCUACUUCCAGCCAGCUUGUGACGAUACCUGUUAUGCUAAACGUACUAAGGAAUGUUUGGAUUCUAAAGUGAUCAAAUGUCAAGACGAUUGCUCUCAGGCAUAUGAAUCGUUCUUGUGCUACUACCACCAGUAUGGAAACCUCAAGAGUUCCGAAGAAUACAUCCCACUGCCGCAGUUGGAUGCCAUCCAGGCUGCCAUUGAUUGUAUACUUAUUCUGCGUACGCCGUCAGAACUGCUUGAGCAAUACAGCCAGGGAGUUUUCCCAGCGGCUCCUGAAACUCAAUGUUUGUACCGUUGCCAAUACAUAGCCGAAGGACUUUACGAUGGAGUUACAAUCAACUUGACUCGUAUCUAUAUUCGUAACUGGUAUGCGGAAAACCCAACACCGAUAAAAAGCCCGGAAACUCAGGCAUGUAUAGAUUCUGCAUUGAAUAACAAUGCUUGCAACGAAUGCGCUCGAGUCUACAAAGCUAGUUCUUGCACUGAUAAUUAUGCUAAUCCUCAUCAUACAUCUGCGAUUUUGGAAGCUGCCUCAAAAUUGGUUUUGUCUCAAAAAACUUGCAACGAUGAAGACCUGUCUCCCAAAUACAACGCAGGAACUCCUGAACCAACACCAUGUCAAAAUUCGACUGUCACCCCCGAUCCCCCAGCAGCUUCACCAUAUUGACCAAUUUGACCAUUUGAAAGAUUGUUACGAAUGAAUCUACAUAUAAUGACUAUGCAAUAUAAAUAUAUGCGUAUUAAUUGAGCAUUACGUUCUGACGUUUUUUAUAAUUACUCUUUAUUUUUUAAGCCCCUUCAGAAUAAAAUAUCAUGAUGUAGUAAGGUGGAGCCUAGGUUGGGACAAAGUUUGACAUCCGUUGGAGAAUUAAAAUUCCA
This is a messenger RNA of Ochlerotatus camptorhynchus, 1309 nucleotides long. RefSeq names its product general odorant-binding protein 45-like. The coding region runs from base 117 to 1097 and encodes 326 amino acids. Gene Ontology annotation, molecular function: odorant binding. The transcript has a single exon. Gene Ontology annotation, biological process: sensory perception of smell. NCBI's taxonomy places the organism in Eukaryota, Metazoa, Arthropoda, Insecta, Diptera, Culicidae. The record is from RefSeq and is a predicted model, not a curated record.